AUGGUAGACUACGCCCUACCAUCUCGAUCGGCAUCGGCACCGGCAUCACAUAUUGUGGACCCGACCCGUUCCCGCCUCCGCUCGAGACUGGGCCCGUCCUGCCCUCCUGUCGACCCCUCAACCGUCUUUGCGCAGGGCCCGUCUUCACGGCGGACCCCCCACGCCUCGACUGUCCCCGAGGAUGUACAGCUCGCGAUCGAGGCCCUGAGCAACCUGAAGGAGCACUGCCCCGACUGGGCCACGCGACUCGACGAGCUCAGCGGCCAGAUUGAACAAAGGCAGCUCGACCUGGCUGAGGUUGCAGAACAGCAGUCCACAGGCAGCCCGGACACCAACGGCCGGCCGCAGUCCACCAGAUCUGUGCGAAAUCGCGGCUCCACUCAGUCGCUCAAGCCCAACGAUGAUGGUGAGGCACACCCAGAGGUAUUGGCGUCAGGGAGAACACUCCCUGCGGAGAACAAGAACGCUGCACACGAGGCAAGGCGGGCAUCUGUGGCAUCCAGGCGGGGCGUCGACAGGCCGCACAAGGAGCAGGACUCGAGAAAUGGUCAACCACCCUUAAGCCCUUCUGCUGUCGAAGGACAGACGAACCAGGUGAUCGCAAUUGCCUCGGCCCAAGCGCGGGCCACGCUUCGGAGGACCCAACUGAGCAAGAAACGCGCUGCCGCCGCCGAGUCGAUGCUCUCGGUCGAGGGUGCCACGCCCAGCAAGUAUCGCAAUCGCAAUCUAGUUAUGGUGUACUAUGAUAGCUACGUGCAGUCCUUCUUCGAGGAGCUAGUCAAGUUCGUGAGUGCGAGCCGGAACCUCAUGCGGAAGGCCAAGAUGGCCGCCAAGGUCGCCCAAAUCAAGAAGAUGGCGGAGCUGGAGGUGCCAGACGACGACUCGUCUUCGUCGGACGAGGAGCCCCAUCUAAAUGGGAGCGCAAACCCAGAUUUCAUACCACCGCAGACGGUGAGUCCCAUGAACGUCUCACCAGCGGUAGACGGCGAACUGGAUGUGGACCUGCCGGACGGGAACGGGGAGCCUGCGGAGGGUGCUACCGAGAGCAGACCAGAGCAGAGCAAUGGCAACGGGCCAUCACCGACCAUCAGCCCCGCCCAGCCGCCCAACGCACGCGAAUCAAUAGCCACAAAUGGUCACGGUAACGGUAACGGCCUCAAGUCUCCCUCGCAGGCCCUUAAGCCCAGCUCCAUACCUGCCGCGCGACCCAAAAUUGGUGGUGGUUACUCCACAUUCUCCUCUUUUGGCCUGGGCUUCGGCGACUCCCAGCAGCCUGACGUUUUCGAAGAGCUGGACAAGGGCCUUGAGUCCGUCCAAUCCAUGUGCGAGCACGCCGCGCACCAAUUCUUAAGGGAUGGUGACUGCAGCGACGAGAUCGUCAAAAUCAAGGAUCGGCUCACGGGGACCAAAACAUCGGCGGAGAAGGAAAUACAGCGUAUGUUGGAUCAGGACGAAACGCUCGAGGCCAAACUCAGUCAGGCACCAGCUCGCCCCAGGAGCUACCGCCCACAAAGUAUGCGACGCGCUAGCCUCGCGGCGGCGAACCCGACCGCUGGGAAGGGCGGUGGCGAGAGUGGGAGAUUAUUUACCGGAGGAUUCGAUGGCAACAAACUCACAGCGGAUUCGGAGCCGAGCCCAUUUGGAGCAUCUGGCGCGGUAUUAGAGGUUGAUGAUGGGACUGAUGAGGACAGUCGCGCGCCACCAAAAUUACAGUAUCGGUCGACGAGAGCGAUGGGCGCGCUCAAAACGGUGUCCUGA
Molecule: messenger RNA, 1758 nt
Organism: Diaporthe amygdali
Lineage: Eukaryota; Fungi; Ascomycota; Sordariomycetes; Diaporthales; Diaporthaceae
Exons: 2
Coding region: 1-1758 (585 amino acids)
Source: RefSeq, a predicted model, not a curated record